Molecule: messenger RNA, 1521 nt
Organism: Carlito syrichta (Philippine tarsier)
Lineage: Eukaryota; Metazoa; Chordata; Mammalia; Primates; Tarsiidae
Gene: SMIM13
Product: small integral membrane protein 13
Exons: 2
Coding region: 37-300 (87 amino acids)
Source: RefSeq, a predicted model, not a curated record
GCCCCCGCCGGAGCCGGCCAUCCUCCUCUCCCCAGGAUGUGGCACAACGUCGGGAUGACGCUGCUCGUGUUCGUGGCCACGCUGCUGAUCGUCGUGCUGAUGAUGGUGUGCGGUUGGUAUUUUGUAUGGCAUCUCUUUUUACUAAAAUUCAAGUUUCUCCGGGAACUGGUGGGAGACACAGGAUCCCAAGAGGGAGAUCACGAGCCUUCAGGGUCUGAAACUGAAGAAGACACUUCAUCCUCUCCACACAGGAUCAGAUCUGCUCGCCAAAGGAGGGCACCUGCCGAUGAAGGCCACUGACCCCAGGCAUCAUCCUUUAGUAGUGAAUGAUGAAAGGCAGUUGUCAGCCUUUGUCUUUAGUGACUUGGCUUUGAAAUUUACUAAAUGACUGAAGGACAUUUGUACUUGGAUUUUAAGUCCACUUCAAAAGAUUUACAUUUAAGCCAUAUAAAAAUAAGGGAAUUAAAACCAAAUUGGACCAUUGCAAAUUUAAUCUUAAAGGUAAUCUUUUGCUUCACUAGCUUUUUACUUAACACUUAUUCCUUUGUUCUUGGGCUUAUUUUCUUGCAAUGGUGCAAAUCUGGUAAACAUUACAGGCUUGAAAAGCCACAUUUUAUUAGUCCUACGAUGUGUACUUUUUUCACAUUUUAACUUGUCUGAAAUUGGGAUGCAUCUCAUUACUGUCAACUAGGUGAUAGUUAUGUAAUUAUACUACCUUGUGCGUGUGUGAAUUUACAGCUUGUCAUAGUGUCAUUACUUAAACGAACAUGUGUAUUGUUGGUAUCAGAUGUGUCCAGUUUAAUUGGCAUUUUAUAAUGUCUUCAAAAAGAUUACACUAUGAUUCAGCAUUGACACGAAAAGUUAUUGCAUAUGCAGAAAAGCAUGGAAACAGAGCAGCAGGGCAUACCUUUAACAUUAGUGAAGCAAAUAUCUGUCAUUGGAGGAAUAACUGAAAUUCUAUAUUUUCUUGCAAAGAAACAACAAAAUGCUUUACAGGACCUAGGAAAGGAAGAUACCCACAAGUAUAUGAAGUUGUACUACAUUUUGUCAGUGAAACACGUGCAAAAGGAUUGUCUGUCACACGUCAAGCAAUGCAGUUGAGGGCGGGAGAAAUUGCCAAAACUCUCGGAAUUGAUGAAACAAAAUUCAAAGCAAUGAGAGGCUGGUGUGACUGAUUCAUACGUUAAGAGGGACUGUUGUUAAGGCAUCAAACAUUAUUUUGUCCAAAACUUCACACUGCCAUUAAGCAGAAAACAGUGGUAGAGCACUCUUUCAAGAAACGCUGCAUACCCAGUGUGCUUCACGACAUGGAGAGAGAUGUGUGGGAAAAUGCAGACAUAGAUGACUGUGACUUGAAAAGUGAUUCAGAAGAGUUGGACUCGGAAUAUGAAGUUGUAAUUAUAACUUAACUGAUUUAACACAUUUUCUUUACAUAUGCACAAGAGUGAGUGAUAAAAAUCUGUUUAACUCUAAAAGUGCUGUUUCAAUAAAUAUAAAAUAAAUAUUUUCUGUGAUGCGAAA